UGCAUGCUGGGAUAUUCUGGGCCGCGGAGGACAGAUCAGAUGCGUCCUCCAAACCGGCUCCUGGAGGACUGCGUCCCUCGACCGCGUUCGGGGGAGCCGACGGAUUGAGACAAGCGAGUCUCAGCGGAAGUGACGUAUGCGGUCGACGAACGCGUCCUUAAGGAUGCAUCCAAGCGACUUGGAGACACCGAGGAACAAAUGGACUGUUGUUCGCCCUCCGGUCCGCCAGAGUUCGCUGUUCGCUUCGCUUUCCUCUCAGCGAACUGUCGUCGACGCAGAACUCCGUGCGUGUGUUCGCGGUCCCGCUGGCUCUCUUUGUCCGCAGAAAAGGAGCAAAAUGUGCGCCGUGCGGCUGCUGCGCGUAUCGGUACGCGAGCGGCUCGGCGCCGCCGCCGAAGACGUUCUGCUGCGGGUGGAAAAGGGAGAAGAAGCGGCUGAAGUCGCGGCACUGAGAGCGCUGCUCACCGAGCGGCUAGCGGCAGCUGCGGAGGAGAUUGUCGGUCUGUUCGAGGAAACCGUGGCGGGAUACGAAGAGCGAGCUGAGCGCUCAGAACGGGAGAUCUGUCGCCAGAGGAGGCUGCUCGACGCCGUGCUGAAGCCCCAAGUCAAGCUGCACCGGGCAGAGCUCCCGCAGAACCACGCAGACCCCCGGCCUUCACCAGACCACACAGACCCAACCUGGCCAGAAGGCGAACCGGUCAGCAGUGAUGGUUCCUGCCUGUCGGAGCCGGGCUCUCCUUGUCCUCCCAGCCAUCCCUCAGCUUGCAGCUCUGCUGUCUACAGCGACUGUGUUCUGGACCAGAAUCAAGCCGAACAACGUCAGAGUCGGAGACCUUUGUGGAAAAAGAAGCGCGGACGGGCGCCGCUUGCCUCCAGGAACAAACGGAAGAGGUCAACUCCAGCUCAGAGUUUUAGCUGUCACGUGUGCGGCCGCUCUCUGCAAGGGAAAGGGUUCCUGCUCAAACACGUCCUGCAGGUCUGCGCUGAGGACUCCGACUGCUGCUGCGGUUUCUGCGGCGUGCGGUUGGACUCCGCUGCCAACCUGAUUGCUCACCUGCAAACACACCAGCUGAAGAGUAAAACCUGUUCCUUCUGCGGGAAAACCUUUCAAUCCAUUCUGGCGCGGGAGCUCCACAUGCGACUGCACACCGGAGAAAAACCGUACAGCUGCGAGAUCUGUGGCAAGAAGUUCAGCCAAAAGGGUAACCUGUCGUCACACAUGCGCAUCCACGCCACAGAGAAACCCUUUAAGUGUAAAGAGUGCAGCCGGGCCUUCUACCACAUGACGUCUUUAGAACGUCACAUGCAGGAUCACAAUGGAGAGGAGGUGCACACCUGCAGCAUCUGCUGCCAGGAGUUCCCAAGGAGGCAAAACCUGCGACGACACAUGGCAACUCAUCAGAAGGAUGCCGUCGACAAAACAAAGAGGCGCCGCACAUUGGUGCGGUCGUACCAGUGCAAAGCGUGCGGGGAUGCCUUCGACAAGAGGACCUUAUUGCUGAAACACGUAGAGACUCACCUGCAGGACCCGGACUGCUCAUGCGGACUCUGUGGACACCAAUACGAGUCCGCCGUCAGCCUUGCCGCUCACCUGCACUCCCACCGCGAGAUUGGCAACACCUGCCACGUCUGCGGGAAAUCUUUCGGCGCUCAGGCGGCACUCCUGAUGCACAUGAGGAUCCACACCGGAGAGAAACCAUACUCCUGCAGCUCCUGCGGAAAGACCUUCAACCAGAGCGGGAACCUGAAGACUCACUUGAAGACCCACACUGGAGAGAAGGCAUUCUCUUGCAGCCUCUGCGGGAAGGGGUUCACCCAGAAGCAGACUCUGGACACUCAUGUCCGCUUCCACAACAAAGAGAGACGCUUUCUGUGCCAGGUGUGCGGAAAGGGCUUCAUGCAGGAAGUGGACCUGAAGAGACACAUGCUGAUCCACACCGGGGAGAAACCCUACAGCUGCAGGAUCUGCAGCAAAAGCUUCCAGGCCAAACGAUCGCUCAACGGACACCUAAAAGUCCACGCAGCUGAGAGUAGGGAGUCAGGCCCGGAGCUGGACCGCACCUUGGAUCAGCAGAGGACAGACGGACUCUACUCUGGCUUCAUCCAGCUGUAGAGCUCCAGAGGACAACCUUUCUACGCGUUAACGACUGAGGAUCAACCAGCUUCAACUCUUCAAUUGAAUUUAGUGCAGUACUGUUAGGUACUCGACACUAUCCUUUUAAUGCUCUUACUGUAAUGUGUCCAUAGAACUGAGUAUGUACUAGCAUAGGAUUGAAACCUGCCUGAAAGUAACGUUAAAUCUCAGGAUCUUGAUGUCUGGCAUCGGAGUUCAGAACUGUUGUCUGCCCAACGCUGGCAGUGUAAUUAAAACAACUUUUAUACACAAACGUUGUUGACGUGUUUAUGAUGCCUUUUAAUGUGGAGCCUUAACUGUGGACGAUUUGGUUGCUGUCGUCUCUGUGAGAGUGACGCUGGACUCUAUUGCUGCUCUAGAGAGGAGAAUGGUAACUAGGAGUAAGUUUGUUCCUUGGUAGAACUCUCAAACCAGCGACUUAAAGCAAACUGUGCAGAAGCUCGAAUGGAUAUGGCGUUCCAACAAAUUGGAAGAAUCGAAUUGAAAAUGGCACACCCAUGAUAAAAAGUGUAAUAACUCUAAAUACUUUGUCUAUUUGUACAAUUUCUUUUUGUGGGGAUGUAGGGGAACCCAAGUGAGUGCUAAAAUGUGUGACAAUCAGUUUACAUGUUACUGUUAAACAAUAUAUCAAUAGUACACAAAGGUUUGAAUUUUUGUCCAAUACUAAUAUUUCUACUGUCCAAUGCUUCUAAUCGUCAAUACUUUGGUAACUUUAAAGGUUCUGAACAUUAGUAAUAAUCAAUCUUCAGUACUUCUAAAUAUCCUAAUGUUAAGUACAUAUAAAUUUACUAAUGUACGUCCAUCCAUCUUCAAAGCCGCUUAUCCUUCAUGCGGGGGGACUGGAGUCAGCCCAUCAGGUACACCCUGGUUUGGUCAUACAAACACUCACACUUCCAUCCACUCACCUACGGGCAAUUUAGACUCACCAAUCAACCUAAUCCCCAGGGGCUGGUAUUUCAAAAUGAUCCCACAGGAUUAAUCCUCCUGGAUUGGAUUAAAUCCUUAUCAGAUCCUAAAAACGUGCAUUUCAAAGCAAAUCUGAUCCUGAAGAUUCAGAUUUGGUAAUCCUGCCUUUGAUCCGGAUAAAACACUGCUGUUGAGUAUUUCAAAACUUGAAAUCUGGAUCAGUUUGAUCCUAAAAAUCAGGAUUACCCUGAUCCCACCUCAGAGGUGGAUUUGAGGGAGAUUACAUGUUAUGGUUCGAACAGUUUAAGUGUAACUGCUCCCAAAGUUCUUUGUUUGAUACAGAAGCUACACUUCACUGCUGUUUGAUCAUUGUUCAUUUUCUUUGCACGUUCCUUUCUUUUUCAUAAAAUAUGAAUGAAUAUGAA
Molecule: messenger RNA, 3465 nt
Organism: Gasterosteus aculeatus aculeatus (three-spined stickleback)
Lineage: Eukaryota; Metazoa; Chordata; Actinopteri; Perciformes; Gasterosteidae
Biological process (GO): regulation of transcription by RNA polymerase II
Cellular component (GO): nucleus
Molecular function (GO): DNA-binding transcription factor activity, RNA polymerase II-specific
Source: RefSeq, a predicted model, not a curated record